Molecule: messenger RNA, 993 nt
Organism: Parastagonospora nodorum SN15
Lineage: Eukaryota; Fungi; Ascomycota; Dothideomycetes; Pleosporales; Phaeosphaeriaceae
Exons: 1
Coding region: 1-993 (330 amino acids)
Molecular function (GO): 4-hydroxy-tetrahydrodipicolinate synthase activity
Source: RefSeq, a predicted model, not a curated record
AUGACUUCCAACAACGGGACCAAUGGCCACAGCAAUGGGCAGAACAAGGAGCGUACACCCCUGCGAGCGGGCAUCUACUCGCCAACUAUGACCUUUUUCGACCCCGAGACCGAAGAGCUGGACAUUCCUACCAUCAAGAAGCACGCUGUCAGGCUUGCACAAGCUGGCCUCGUGGGUCUUGUAACUAUGGGAUCGAAUGGAGAGGCCGUCCACCUCUCGCGAGCGGAGAAGGCCACAGUCACGCGAGCGACCAGGGAAGCACUGGACGAGGCUGGUUACCAAAACGUGCCAGUCUUGGUAGGAGCUUCUGAGCACGGCAUUAAGCUCACUAUUGAGCUCUGCAAGGAAGCAGAAGCUGCGGGCGGCGAAUAUGUCCUCAUUGUACCUCCAAGUUACUACCGCUAUGCCAUUGACGAGGACGCAAUCGUCGAGUAUUUUACAAAAGUCGCAGAUGCCUCGCCACUUCCCGUAGUCCUCUACAACUACCCCGGAGCUGUUGCUGGAAUCGACAUGGAUAGCGAUCUCAUCAUCAAGCUUGCCCAGCAUCCUAACAUCGUUGGCACAAAGUUCACAUGUGGCAACACUGGAAAACUUACACGCGUUGCACUGGCUACAGACGCGUGUACGACAAAGAGCAAUGGCAGCGGCUACAUGGCUUUCGGUGGAAUGGCAGACUUCACUGCUCAGACUGCUGCUAGUGGCGGCUCCGGAAUCAUUGCCGGGGGAGCAAACGUCCUUCCAAAGACUUGUGUCAAAGUAUGGAACCUGUGGGCCGAAGGCAAAUAUGACGAAUCCAUUGCACUACAGAAGGUGCUCAGCAAGGGUGAUUGGGUGUUGACGAAAGCUGCCAUUCCUGGAACCAAGUCAGCUAUUCAGUCAUACUACGGCUACGGCGGAUACCCCCGCCGACCACUCAAGAGGCUUCCGAAGGAAAAGGUUGAUGCGGUCGCUGAAGGCAUCCGCGAGGUCAUGGAAGUUGAGAAGAAGUUAUAA